AAUUUCACCGGAUUCGUGUUAAGAAAUACAGCCAGACUCCAUUUACGUACAUUGUCUCUUAUUUGACGUUCUUAGUAAGUCAAUUAAUUCUUCUUUCAUACAUGUUAGAGACACCGGCAAUUGUCAUAAAAUUCUGCAAUGAUUUAUAAAAACAUUAAACCGAAUGACCAGGUUUUCCAAUUGUAAAAUGCAGACAAAUCGGUUCUUUAUUUAGCGGUGUUUCCCUUUUUAGAGUAGGUAGUUCCAUUCCUGUUGGCUAUCAUAUUUACAUUGUCAUGAUCUAGAGAAAAGGCAAUAAUUGAUAUUUAAAGAUGUCUAUGCUACAAGAUAAAAUCGGUCCCAUAAAAAUGCGUCGGCUGGACCGGAAAUAAAAUGUUCUAAAUAAGGCCAUUCUCCUGCAUUGAUUCCUGGGUAAUGGAAAGUUUCUGUCCAGUAGAAUUUACCACAGAUUGGUCUAAAAGCCCUCCAAGGCUGUUCUAGCCUAUCAAUCAAAAAUCUUGUCGCUGUCCGCUCGGAAUGGAAAAUAUCUCUGGUUAUUUCCUGCAAAAUCGGUUCUCCAUGCUUAAAGUUGGGAUUAGACAGCGAUGCCGAUUAUUUACGUUCAUGCACGGGUAAUCCUACGUCAUCGCUGAAAGUCCUAUUUAAAGUAAACGAUCAGUUAAGGAAAAGCCUUCUGGUAUGUGAUACACACAACAUCAGCCAAUUGUUAAUUUUCUCCUGUCUAAAAAGACUUGGUAUAAAUGUCGACUGCUUGCUGAUUCCUAGUUAGAUUUCUGAUAGCUUGCAAUCCGCACGCUUGCGUCGUGGUUCCUUUUCUGGCGGGAAUUAAUUUGUACACGCGACCGUCUGCUUCGCUUCGUUUUACUACUGAUGAACACUGACUGAAAGAGCUAGUUGUAGCGUCAGUUACAAACUUCACGUUGUGAUUUCUUAGAAAUGGAUUGAGGCUCUCAUCAACUGUUUGCAUGAAAGAAAGUGAAAAGAAAGAGAGCGGGCAUACCGGAAAGAUGGAAAAUAAUCUGAUAUCUCCGGACGAAGAUCAGCAAAACCUCAUAAAUGUCCGGAAAUCUCCGAGAUGUAGCACCUCGGAAAAUCUGUUGAACUUGUCCUUGAAAGAACAUUAUGACAUUAUCAAGGAACUUGGAAAAGGAACGUAUGGUAAAGUGGUUCUGGCCAAAUGCAAAGAAACUGGAACAAACGUCGCUCUGAAGGUGCUCUCAAAAAGCAGCGUGAAAAUCCGAGAUUUCCAACGAGAGUUUAAUUUCAGUUACUUCCUGUCACCUCAUAUGAACAUAGUGGACACAUACAAUGUGGCAUUCGAGACCAAAACAGCAUACGUCUUUGCCCAAGAAUACGCCAUCUACGGCGAUUUGUUUGAUAUGAUUCAACCUCAAACUGGUCUUUCAGAAAGCGACGUUAAGAAAAUAGUCAAACAAGUAGCAUCUGCAUUAGACUUCAUGCACAGUGAAAGUCUCGUUCACAGAGACGUCAAGCCCGAAAACAUUCUUGUGUUUGAGCAAGGUUUUAACCGCGUUAAACUAAUGGACUUCGGCAUGACCCGAAAAGAAGGAACCUUGAUUCGUAAAGUUAAUGGAAGCAUUCCCUAUACCCCGCCCGAAAUCUGCGAAGCCCUUCGGAACGAGAACAUUACGGUGACAACAGGCGGAGAUGUGUGGGCGUUCGCUGUGUUAUUGUUUUGUAUGAUGACCGGAAACUUUCCAUGGGAGAACGCGGAGACAUCGGACGUAUAUUACACGGAGUUUGUGAACUGGCAAAGGAGAAAAACGACCAAAACACCGUCCCAGUGGAAGAAGUUUACACCGCGGAUGAUGCGAAUCUUUCGGAAAAUGUUGGAACCGAAAGUGGAAAGGCGUUGUGACAUCAAGGAAAUCUACAAAUAUCUAAAUGACACGUGGACAAGACCCACGAAAGAAAGUGACGCUGAAGAGGAGUCGUGUUCAACGGAUAGUGACCAUAUGGACCAACUCACGAGUAUUCUUCAGAAUCACGGGAUCGAAACCCAUAUAGACAAACGCUUGAGAGAACGUCGAAUUUCCGAGUGGUUGUUGGCUUUAUAAUGCUUCUUUGACUUCGUUUUUUUUUUUUUGUUACUGUUAUCAUUGCUAGAUGACGUGGCUUGUUCUAGAGUCGACAUAGUUCAUUUUCUUCACUGGAUAUACCUUUGUGCUUUCAGAAACACGUAAUGGUGCUAUACACGACUUGUUAUUUUGAGUCGCCCAAUGUGCAAUAACCCUUGACAUGUGAUCUCCGAUUACAAAAUACCAAUAAAACAUCAACAUAUUAA
Magallana angulata is the source of this 2305-nucleotide messenger RNA. Its product is annotated as serine/threonine-protein kinase SBK1-like. Bases 966 to 2078 code for a protein of 370 amino acids. The transcript is spliced from 2 exons. NCBI's taxonomy places the organism in Eukaryota, Metazoa, Mollusca, Bivalvia, Ostreida, Ostreidae. The record is from RefSeq and is a predicted model, not a curated record. Gene Ontology annotation, molecular function: protein serine/threonine kinase activity; ATP binding. Gene Ontology annotation, biological process: peptidyl-threonine phosphorylation; peptidyl-serine phosphorylation.